Messenger RNA from Metarhizium album ARSEF 1941, 1572 nucleotides. Its product is annotated as Alpha-mannosyltransferase. The transcript is spliced from 3 exons. Gene Ontology annotation, biological process: mannan biosynthetic process. Lineage: Eukaryota; Fungi; Ascomycota; Sordariomycetes; Hypocreales; Clavicipitaceae. The record is from RefSeq and is a predicted model, not a curated record. Gene Ontology annotation, cellular component: Golgi apparatus. Gene Ontology annotation, molecular function: alpha-1,2-mannosyltransferase activity. The coding region runs from base 1 to 1572 and encodes 523 amino acids.
AUGAUUCGGAAAUCGGCAAGAGGUCUCCGGUUGACCCUGGCCUUUGCUCUCAACCUGAUUGUUCUGUUUGCCAUUUUCAAUUACAGGAACGGGGGUACGCUGGUUCCAAAUCCAAGGCACGCCCGCGCUCGCCACGACGUACGAUGUUUCCCGCCUCGAAAGAAGCCAGCCUCCAUCAAAGUGCCUGCAGCCCAAGAUGACAAGUUUCUCGCCGGUCUGUGGGACACACUGCGGCCAUUGUUCGACCAGCACAAGCCGGAACCCGCGCAUAUUGACAAGCCCGCCCCCGAGAAGAAGCCCGGGGAGAGCGAACUCGGCUCCUUCUUUGAUCUGACUGAUGAAGAAGCAGACCUUACCAGGGCAAGGCACGAGGAGCUUGUGGGCAAACUGCCACCAUAUCCCCAGCAGCGCUUUGGCGGCCGCGGAGUUGUCAUCCUGGCCGGAGGAAGGUAUUCCGAGUUUGCGGCCAUAACCCUUGGCAUGCUCAGGGAGUCGGGAAGCCGGCUGCCGGUCGAGCUGUGGUUCGACGAUGGGGGCGACGACGAGUGGUGUCGCGAGCUCGAGCCCGAGGGCGUCGCGUGCAGAAGGCUCACGGAAUACAUGAGCCUGGAUGACUUGCCGAGCCCGUACCAGUGGAAGGUCUUUACCAUGCUCUACUCGACGUUUGAGGAGAUUCUCUUCAUAGACGCCGACUCGAUGCCAGUCAAGAAUCCCGACUCUGUCUUCGAGUCUGCCGUCUUCCAGAGCAACGGCGUGAUACUGUGGCCCGACUACUGGACACACACGGGCUCUCCGUGGCUGCCGUAUCUCGUCGGCAUCAACGACACCAGGAAGUCGGACAUGCUGGUUCGAGAGAUGAGCAUCGAAUCAGGGCAAAUCUACUGGAACAAGAAGACGCAUUGGAAGAGCCUUGUGCUUGCCGCCUACUACAACUACUUCGGGCCCGACUUCUGGUAUACCGUCUUCAACAACGGCUGGGCGGGAUGGGGCGACAAGGACGCCUUUGUCGUGGCCUGCAAAGCCGCCCAGCAGCCGUACUACCAGGUCCCUCACAGCAUCGUCACCAUUUUUCUCCAGGGCACCACUGACGGCAUCGGCAUGUUGCAGGGAGAUCCCACCAACAGGGCCGAGCACACGCCGCUCUUUAUGCACAUCAACAUGAUCAAGAUGAGCAUGAGAGAGGUGCUCUGCAGCGAGGACUGCACCAAGUCGGAGCGGCAGGGCGACCACCCCUUCCACAUGAUUGACGAAAAUUCGAGAAUCAACAAGCACCUGCGCGAGGGCCGACGCCUCUACGCCGUCGCCGAGCUGUUCGAGGCCAACAUUGACCCGGAACCGGACGUGUGGCGGGUCUUGGAACACACCGCAUGCAGGACCCAUCGGGGCAGCCGGCACAUGUGCAAAAACGCCCGCGACCACAUGGAGAGGACGUUUGGCUUCAAGUUCACCGCCGAUGGCGACGAGGGCGGCGACGGAGACGCACGCGUGUGCAUCGAGGGCCCGUGGGCUCAGCCAUCCACGGCCAGGCCCAAGCCAGACAACUGGACACGCGGCGAUGGCGAGGACUACUAG